UGGAUCACCUAAUAGGAUGGAAGUGAUGAUGAGGGUGGUGUAUUCUCCUGACAUGAGGCUCAUAUUGGUGCUGCACUUCACACUGACAGCCGCCACCGUCACCAAUAACGACACCAACAGGCUGAUCAUCGGCUUCCAGGCUCCCUGGAACAUCUCGUUCCCCUUCAGCGCCCUGCGGCUGGGCUCCGCCCUGAAGAUCGCCGUGGAGAAGGUGAACACCAACCCCUCCUUCCUGGGGAACUACAGUCUGGAUUUUGUCUUCAAGGAUACAGACUGUAGUCCUAAAGUUUCCCUGGAAGGAUUCAUUCAGCAGGUGUGGAGCGAGAAUGUGUCCGCGCUGUUUGGUCCAGCGUGUCCCGAAGAAGCUGAGGUCACCGGUCUCAUUGCAUCGACAUGGAACAUCCCCAUGUUUGGAUUUGUGGGUCUAUCCGCUAAAAUGGACAACAGUGACAUCUACGAUUCCUAUAUAAAAGUUGUGCCGCCUCUUAAAAGAAGCUCGGAGGUCCUGAUAAAGACCCUGGAGUUCUUCGGAUGGAGCCACGUGGCGAUGAUCGGAGGGGGCUUAGAAUCGAACACUUGGGACAAAGUUGAUGCUCUGUGGAAAACCAUCGAGGAGCCCCUGAGAGCCAAAUUCCAACUAGCUGCUGCGCUCAAGUUUGACACCAGCAAUCAGAAGCUGAUUUACCGAAAUGUUAAGUUAAUCUCAACAGUGGCCAGAGUGAUUGUGGUGCUAACAAACUCAGAGGACUCCAUGGCUCUGUUGCUGGAGGCUGAGCGACAGGGUCUGAUGCAUGGUGACUAUGUGUUCUUCCUGGUGCAGCAUUUUGAAGAUAACUUGUGGAAAUAUGCCGUGAACAACAGGAUGGACCAAGCUGCCAUCAGAGCUUUUGACAUGACCUUCAUCAUUGGCCAGAAAUCCUACGAUGGCUAUGAGUAUUUUGACUUCUUUGAGCGAGUUUUUCAAAGACUUAAGGAACACCCGUUUCAGAGCCACCUGUCUUCUGAAAGAGAGGUUAGCCCGUACGCUGCCUACCUGCACGACGCAGUGCUUCUUUACGCCAUGGGGCUGAAGGAAGUCCUCAAAGAUGGAAAAGACCCUCGAGACAGAAAGGAGCUCCUGCGGAGAUUAAAAAAUAAAAACAACAUUCGAUUUAAUGGGGCCUCUGGACUAGUCCAUUUUGACGAAGAGGGGGAGAGAAAUUUGGACUAUUCCAUUUAUGACCUGCAGCUUGUGGGAGACCAAACCAAGUUUGUAUCCAUCCUCAAUUUCGACAGUCAGACCAAAGAUGUUCGGCCAACGUCUAUGUUUGCUUCUGUGGUCUGGCCAGGAGCAGGACCUCCCUCUGACAAACCAGAAUGCGGGUUCAACAAUGAGUUCUGUGAAUGGCUCAUUAAUGACAUCGCCCUGCUGGCUCUGCUCGUGGGCUUCCCCCUCAUUGGUAUUCUGGCAGUUUUGUGCAUCGGAGUCCUAGUUCUGCAGAAGUUUCGUCUCCAGACGAGGCUGGACGGCUCCCGCUGGUGGCUGAUCAACUACAGCGACAUCACCAUCAUCAAGGCUUCUUCUGUGUGUGUCCUCUAGGGAUUUCAUGGUUUAUCUCUGAGCACCACGGCCAGUCAGAGAGAGAGCAACAGCUCUCACUCUAAUUUGUCCAACAACAGCAUGAGGGACAAGCCAGUGAGAGAACACAUCUACACCACCAUAGGUCUCUACCAG
This is a messenger RNA of Notothenia coriiceps (black rockcod), 1714 nucleotides long. RefSeq names its product guanylate cyclase 2G-like. The annotation marks the transcript as partial. Gene Ontology annotation, biological process: signal transduction. NCBI's taxonomy places the organism in Eukaryota, Metazoa, Chordata, Actinopteri, Perciformes, Nototheniidae. The record is from RefSeq and is a predicted model, not a curated record. Gene Ontology annotation, cellular component: membrane. The transcript has 9 exons. Gene Ontology annotation, molecular function: peptide hormone binding; signaling receptor activity.